This is a messenger RNA of Procambarus clarkii (red swamp crayfish), 3020 nucleotides long. Its product is annotated as neuropeptide Y receptor type 2. NCBI's taxonomy places the organism in Eukaryota, Metazoa, Arthropoda, Malacostraca, Decapoda, Cambaridae. The record is from RefSeq and is a predicted model, not a curated record. Gene Ontology annotation, biological process: G protein-coupled receptor signaling pathway. Gene Ontology annotation, molecular function: G protein-coupled receptor activity. Gene Ontology annotation, cellular component: plasma membrane.
GUAGUGUGAAAAAUAUAUCAGAGUACAGAAAUCACGAGUGAAUUGUUCUGAAUCCAGGUGAAGGGGAAGAGGUGUAAGAUAAGGUGUAAAGGGAGCGAGUGAGUCCAUCAGUGGCUCGGUCACAAGACCUCUGCUCGCCCAGUCCACCAACAACCCUCUUUACUGCACUUCCUCAUACUUUACUGUGCGUGUGUGUGACAUUAACAAACACAAGUGCUUUUUUAAGUUUUAUUUUGGAUAAUGAACAACUAACAACUUUUUGGUGUUUGAUUUAAUGAAAUAAUCCGAGUAGCAUAUUUUUAUGAUUUUGUCCUGGAAAUGUUAACGAUUAGGUGUUACAAUUACUGCAACAAAGAAUUCGGAACGAAUCUGCUUGGACGAUCAUCUAACACAAGACGCAAUAAACUUGAAUAAAUUCGAAGUUUGGUAUAAACUUGAAUAAAUUCGAAGUUUGGUAUAAACUUGAAUAAAUACGAAGUUUAUUUUGAAAACAAUAAUGUGUUACAAGUGGGCGAUCUUGAUAUAUAUUACAUAAGCAAUAUCAAGAGCAUUCCAUAUGUAUUGCAAAUUGCAGUUUGCCUGAUGGUGGUAGCAGCAAUGUUAUCGAGUAUGGGAAGUGCGGCGGGCGUCCACAACGAUGCCGUCACAGGAACUGACAUCAACAACUUGAAAAUGAUCUGUGAUCCUAACUGCUGCACAUCCAGUAACAACGUGACUAUUUGUUUUAUUAACUACAAUUUUACAGACAGAGUAAACAUAACGAAACUGGCGAGUUGGGAUCUGGGAGUGAGAUGGACGUACGCCAUCCUGGUGAUGCUGGUGGCCCUCUUGGGCAACCUCUCCGUCAUCAUCAUCCUGCUCAAGAACCGUCUGCUGCUUCGCACCUCCGUCAACCACUUCAUCCUCAACAUGUCGGUGGCCGACCUCCUCCUGGCCCUCGCUGGGCCCAUACCCUUCACCAUCCGAGAUACCAGCUACUUCUGGGUGCUGGGUGAAGUCUGGUGUCAUCUUGAAGGUUACAUACUCAUGUUGGUGAUGAUGGCGAGCGUCACCUCCCUGGCCAUCAUCAGCUUCGACCGUAUGGUGGGGGUGGUGUCGCCCUUCCACCAGCACCUGAAGCGUCGCCACGCCGUCGCCAUCAUCGCCUCCGUCUGGCUCCUGGCUGGCCUUCUCGCUCUGCCCUUCGGCUUCUACAGGGUGUACUCGGAGCGUGUGUGGAAGGACCUGACGGAGAGGAUAUGUGGUGAGGAAGAUGACAAGAUAAGGAUAUGGUGGAAAGUAAGCAUCCUCGGCCUCAACUGGUUCCCCCUUGGUGUGAUGGUCAUCUCCUACACCACCAUAUUUUUCUACUUCAAACAAGUUAAAUUCAAGGGGACGAUUAGCCGAAGAGAGCAUCCUGCCAUGGUGCACCUCAAGCAGCGGGUGGUGAGGAUGAUGUUCGCGAUGGUGCUGGUAUUCACCGUCUGCUGGUUGCCCUUCCAGAUCCUCAAGUUAGCCCAGAGGAGCUUUAUCGACGACACCGGUCACUACGUCAGCACCAGUGCUGAGAAGACCUACAAGACCCUGUUGACAGUGUCGCAGUACAUGAUCUACUGCAAUCCCGCUCUCAACCCCAUCGUCUAUGCCCUCAUGCACCAGACCUUCAGGAGGGCCUUCAGGGUCACCUUCCCCUGCUUCUAUAACCGCAAGUCGUCCCUGGUGCUGACCCCGGGCGUGGGGAUACAGAGGUACGUGUGGUCUGUCAAGUCCACCGUGUCUGAUGUCUACGGCAAGGACGUCGUCACCACGCCUCCACGCAACUUGAGAGACCGAAUUCGCGGCAGAAACCAGCUCACACCUUCGGCUGUACUGUCAACAUCGGCUCUGGCUGCCUCGAUUGCCUUGGACUCCAAGUCGACGCAGCAAAGAGAACGGAGCUCUUCUGAGCGACGUGGAGAUGGUGCCCUGAGCCGCACAGUGGCCGGCCACCCGGAGCUCUCCUUCAACGCCAGCGAAGGUUACGUCAACGACCUGCAACACAGGAGGAUGUCGUUCAUCAGUACUGGCGCGCUGGGACACCUCAUCACUCAAGUUAUCGAAGAAGAAACCUCAAGCGACUUAGAAAACGAGCGCGUGUUAUAACGACACUUAUGAAGAGAAUGGUUUCUCGGUGUAUAUACAGAAUCCACGAAGAAUGUUUGCUGAUUGGUUUAGGGUCGCAAAUGUUAUUAACACUCCCAAGGAUGAUAGGCCUGUAGCUCAAAGUGAAACAACAAUUACAACACGUUGUAUUAACAAUUAGAUUUGUAGGCCAAUGCAGAAAUAUAUUUUGCGCUGACAAAAUAGCAACAAAUAACUAAUGAAUGAUUAUUAUAUAGGAAAAGUUUUAUAUCUUCUUGUGAACAGCAAAAUUGGUGUUGAAUGUACAAAUUAUUGAACGUAUAGGUAUUUUAGGAAUGUGCAAUUAACGGUACAAGUCAGUUGUAUCGUUGGAGUCAGCUGUAAUGUAGGAGUCAGCUGUGUCAGUGGAGUCAGCUGUGUCGUUGAAGUAACCAGUAUCGUUGAGUCAGCUACAUUGUUGGAGUCAACUGAAUCGCAGGAGUCAGGUGUGUCGUCGGAGUCAGGUGUCUGGAAUACAAAACCAACAGAGCUAGGACGACUGCCUGUUGCAGAAUUUUGGUCAAACUAAAACAAUUUUUUUCUGCUCGGGAGAUGCUGGAGAUUUUGUGGACAUUUCUCAAGGGUAUAACGCAGUCUAGAUCACAGACGAAGAAAUAUCUAUAUCUAUUAAAUAUAAUGUCUGUCCGUUCAAGAUUGAAGACCAACCGGUUGGCGUUAGCUUCACCCAACUUUGCAGAGUGACUAGGGAUUGUGUGUGACCAGGACGGGUCUUACUGGCCCAUGCUGGUCACACACCGAUUUCCGCCUCCGCCGGAAAUCGAACCCAAGCCAUUAGGACUUCGACCCGCAAGCGCUAUCCACUCAGCCACGAGACACCUUCUGUGUGUGUACUCACCUAUUUGUGCCUGCAGAAUCGAGCA